AUGCCUCUUACAAUGUCCGACAUCGAGUCUAUUCGCGCUCAAUCAGCGCCCCUCCCCUCCACCGUCGCUCCGUAUACAUGCUCCGACUUUUUCAAAUCACCUCACAACAAGAACAAACCACCGUCAAAGCCAAUAAAUCAUCAUUUCAGCAUUGAAAGCAGUGGAUUCACCGGUUCUGCCCUGAAAAAGCUAGGCAACUCGCUCGGUGGCCGUAAAGUCAUUUCCCUCGCCACCGGAAGGCCAACGGCAGAUUAUUAUCCAUGGGAGUCGGUCACGUUCGAGGGCAGUUCUCUCGGUCUACAACAGACUUCAAAUGGUAUUGAGGCAGCUGUACAGACUGUCCGAAAGUACGGAGAUGUUUAUACUCUUUCGACUGCGUUGAACUAUGGACAUGGGGCUGGAUGUCCCUCUCUUGUCCGGUUCCUGACUGAGCAUGUCGAGAUGGUGCAUGAUCCCCCAUAUGCGGAUUGGGAAGUGUGUCUAUCUUCUGGAUCAACGGCUGCGUUUGAGAUUGCGUUGCGUAUUUUCUGCAAUCGAGGGGACAUCGUUCUGGCUGAGAAGCAGACCUAUCCCGGGUCGAUUGAAGCAGCGGGACUAGUUGGUGUGCAGUUUGAAGGAUUGAAAAUGGAUGCAGAAGGGCUCAUGGCAGACGCUUUACAGUCCGCAUUGACCGAGUGGGAUGCAUCGCGAGGACCCAAACCAAGAGUGUUGUAUACCAUUCCCACCGGCCACAAUCCAACUGGCGCCACUCAGUCGACGGAAAGACGACAGCAAAUCUACGGGAUUGCGGAAGAGCACGAUCUGAUCAUCAUCGAGGACGAUCCGUAUUACUUUCUCCGAAUGGGAUCAUACCAUCCAGGGCAAGAAGCAUCGAUCGAGAGCUCCGGCAAUCUCCCCUCGUAUGUCUCACUCGAUCGAUCUGGCCGUGUUGUCCGUCUUGAUUCGACGUCCAAGCUGCUCGCUCCCGGUCUCCGUGCUGGCUGGGUGACUGCCAGUGCGCAGAUCAUUAACAAGUUCAUUUCAUACCACGAAGUGACCACCGGGGCAGUGAGUGGUCCGUCACAGCUGAUGCUCUGGACGUUACUCGAGCAGAGCUGGGGUCAUCGGGGAUUUGGUUCGUGGCUGGAUCAUUUAUCCUCGGAGUAUCGGUGUCGACGAGAUAUUAUGCUGUCUGCCUGUGGCGAAUAUCUGCCAGAAGUUUGCGAUUGGGUGCCACCGGAAUAUGGCAUGUUUGUGUGGAUUCGUCUGGACUGGAAGAAGCAUCCGUUGUUCAGAGGAAUGGAGAUCGAAGAGAGUGACAUUUUACUGGCUGGGAUCGCCGAGAGAAUCAACUUGAAUGCAAUCGCGAAUGGAGUCCAAGUCACUAAAGGGUUUCUGUUUUCGCCCAACAUGAAGCCGAACGGAGAACUGCAGUUUCGGAUGACUUUUGCUGCUGCUGCUCGGACUGAGUUGGAAGAGGGAGUGAGGAUCUUUGGGGAUGUGGUCCGGAAGGAGUUCAGUUGA
Messenger RNA from Aspergillus wentii DTO 134E9, 1503 nucleotides. RefSeq names its product aminotransferase-like domain-containing protein. The transcript has a single exon. The record is from RefSeq and is a predicted model, not a curated record. NCBI's taxonomy places the organism in Eukaryota, Fungi, Ascomycota, Eurotiomycetes, Eurotiales, Aspergillaceae. Gene Ontology annotation, biological process: L-tyrosine biosynthetic process; aromatic amino acid catabolic process. The coding region runs from base 1 to 1503 and encodes 500 amino acids. Gene Ontology annotation, molecular function: aromatic-amino-acid:2-oxoglutarate transaminase activity; pyridoxal phosphate binding; L-2-aminoadipate:2-oxoglutarate transaminase activity.